Messenger RNA from Morus notabilis, 987 nucleotides. RefSeq lists its product as uncharacterized. The coding region runs from base 1 to 987 and encodes 328 amino acids. NCBI's taxonomy places the organism in Eukaryota, Viridiplantae, Streptophyta, Magnoliopsida, Rosales, Moraceae. The transcript has a single exon. The record is from RefSeq and is a predicted model, not a curated record.
AUGUUCCAAAUGCUCCAAACCGUGGGCCAAUUCAGUGGCAUAGCAACUGAAGAUGCUCACCUCCAUCUUGGACAAUUUAUGAAGGUGUGUGAUACUUUCAAGCUAGCAGGGGUGACUGAAGAUGCAUUGAGGUUAAAGUUAUUCCCUUAUUCUUUAAGGGAUAGAGCUCGGGUAUGGCUGAAUUCUUUGCCUCCAGAUUCGGUGGCAACAUGGGAUGAUUUGGCAGAGAAGUUUCUCAUGAAAUACUUCCCUCCAACAAAGAAUGCCAAGCUUUGGAACGACAUUACCUCCUUCCAACAAGCAGAUAGGGAGUCAUUGUAUGAAGCAUGGAAAAGAUUCAAGGAGCUAUUACGGAAGUGCCCUCAUCAUGGCAUCCCCCAUUGGAUUCAAAUGGAGACAUUUUAUCAUGGUCUCAAUGGGCAAACAAGGACUAUAGUUGAUGCCGCAGCUGGUGGAGCCAUUUUGGCCAAAUCUUACAAUGAAGCAUAUGAAAUUUUGGAGAGGAUGGCCAACAACAAUUAUCAAUGGCCAACCGAGAGACUUAAUGUGAGGAAGGCUACUGGUAUUUAUGAAGUUGAUGCCAUCACUGCACUCUCAGCUCAAAUGUCAUCCUUGACGAAUAUGGUAAAAGAAUUGCACAUGCCGGUAGCGGUAAAUGUUGUGCAAACUGCUGGAUUCUCUUGUGUUUACUAUGGAGAGGGCCACUUGUAUGAAGAUUGCCCAUCCAACCCAGCCUCCGCUUGCUAUGUUGCUAAUUUCAACAGGAGCAGCAAUCCUUAUUUGAAUCCUCACAACCAAGGGUUGAGCCAACAUCCAAAUAUGGCUUGGAGUAACCAAGGAGCGGAUUCUAGUGGAGCUAACGCGUAUUAUAGACCCACAUAUCCACCCGGUUAUUCACAUCAACAACAAAGAACACAAGCGGAUCAAUCUAGCUCUUUGGAGAGUUUGCUAAAGGAAUUUAUAGCAAGGAGUGAAGCCAAAAUCUAA